Tupaia belangeri chinensis (Chinese tree shrew) is the source of this 1436-nucleotide messenger RNA. Its product is annotated as putative methyltransferase-like protein 21E. The record is from RefSeq and is a predicted model, not a curated record. NCBI's taxonomy places the organism in Eukaryota, Metazoa, Chordata, Mammalia, Scandentia, Tupaiidae. The transcript has 5 exons. Bases 220 to 978 code for a protein of 252 amino acids.
GUUACGGGCAUUCCAGCCUCAUGGUGGAUAACCAGAGGCAUGGACGCGGCAGCUGUCAGGAUCUUCAUUCCUUCUGCUUGGACUUGCUGCCAGUGUGUACAGUAGUCACUGUAUGCUCGGUGCUGGCCUUUCAGGCACUACCAGAGGUCUCAGCAGUAAAACAAAAGUUGUGGAUGGUACUUCUUAACCUUUCCAGAAACUCAGCUAACUCAUUUAGAAAUGAUCAAGAAAGCACCGAUCUAUAGCCAUCCAUUAUUAAUUCAUCACUUAAUGGAUCCAGAAGCUCGAGAAGAGACCAAAGAAGACCACGAUGACAAGCAGGUGGUCACAGAGAUUAUGGCCAGGUGUUUUGUUCCCACACGGAUAACAACCACUUCCUGGGAAGGUUUCCGUUUUGUUGGUCAUGAGAUCCGGAUUACUGAAGCCAUGGAUUGUUAUGGUGCUGUCGUUUGGCCAUCGGCUCUUGUUCUAUGCUAUUUUCUGGAAAGAAAUGCAAAGCAGUAUAAUAUGGUUGACAAAAAUGUGAUUGAAAUUGGAGCCGGAACAGGGCUAGUCUCCAUUGUGGCAAGUUUACUUGGAGCUCGUGUAACUGCCACAGAUUUACCUGACUUACUUGGAAACCUGCAAUACAAUAUUUCUAGAAACACCAAGACGAGCAAGCAUUUGCCUCAGGUUAAAGAACUCUCCUGGGGAGUAUCUUUAGAUACAAACUUCCCCAGGUCUUCAAAUAAUUUUGACUAUAUCCUGGCAGCGGAUGUAGUCUAUGCUCAUCCUUUCUUGGAAGAACUCCUUGUUACCUUUGACCAUCUGUGCAAAGAAACUACCACCAUCCUCUGGGUCAUGAAAUUCAGGCUUGAGAAAGAAAACCAGUUUGUUGAUAGAUUUAAGGACUUGUUUGACCUGGAGGAAAUUUCUAGCUUCCCUAGUCUGAAUAUUAAGUUGUAUAAAGGUACGAAGAAAAAUUGGAGGAGUGCAUGAUACCCUCGAAUGAGGACACAGAUGUGCUAAGGCAAUCUCCGGUCAAUUAUUGCUUUAAAGAAAACCCUAAUAGUCUGAUUACCAUGGACUUUCUCAAGGGGAGACCAACACACAUUCCCUCGCUCUCUCUCUCUCUCUCUCACACACACACACACACCACUAUGAAAAUAAAAGGUAGUUCUCCAAAUUCACCUUACCCAAUGCAGGGCUUUUCUCAAAUACCACACAUGGGUCUGCAGGACUGGGGGUAACCUGCUCCCGGUCUAUCUCCAUCAGCACUCCAGCCAUCUUUUAUUUAAGUGGCCGUGGACACUUUUGUCAAAGUCAACCAUGUGGUCAUUGUCUACUCUUCUGAUCCCUGUAUGGCAUCAUCCAUUAUUAUCAUUAUUUUCUUGCAAGAAAGAAAGAGAGAGGAAGAGACAGGUAUUUUUGACAGGAUCUCACUGCCUUGCCAAACC